This is a messenger RNA of Nycticebus coucang (slow loris), 1225 nucleotides long. RefSeq names its product ribosomal protein L17 (gene RPL17). Gene Ontology annotation, molecular function: structural constituent of ribosome. Lineage: Eukaryota; Metazoa; Chordata; Mammalia; Primates; Lorisidae. Gene Ontology annotation, cellular component: ribosome; cytosolic large ribosomal subunit. The record is from RefSeq and is a predicted model, not a curated record. The coding region runs from base 502 to 1056 and encodes 184 amino acids. The transcript is spliced from 6 exons. Gene Ontology annotation, biological process: cytoplasmic translation.
CGGGGGAUAGGUUAGGUAAAGACGGAUGGAGGCUGCUUAUUCGAUAAUUUCAAACUGGGUAAUAGCCCUGAAGUCUGUGUUGCGUAGGAAGACUGCAUUGUUUGUGAAGCUGUGAGUAAAGCGUCUCUCUCUCGAGAGAGAGAGAAAGCAUGUACAGAGGUUUACAAUUGAGUUUGCCGUGCGAUGCGUCACGUCUUAUGCCUGGACGGUCCGGGGUUGCAUUGAAACGGGCUGUUAAUUCCCAAAGGGACGAGAGGAGAGGGUCGAAGAGGUCCGUGACGCCACUUCAAUGCAGGCACUGCUGUUCCUGGUAGCAAGCACUGGGUGUGGAAAGGGAUGGCUGCAAUGAUGGCAUUUCUUAGGACACCUUUGGAUUAACCAUGAAAACAACUACUCUCUGAGCAGCUGUGGGUGGCAUUAACGAAGUUACACCGCAUCGGUUACUAGAAAUACGUAUGGUUCACACAAUUCUCUGUGCUUCAUUCCAGGUGAUCUGUGAAAAUGGUUCGCUAUUCACUUGACCCAGAAAACCCCACAAAAUCAUGCAAGUCAAGAGGCUCAAAUCUUCGUGUUCACUUUAAGAACACACGUGAAACUGCCCAGGCCAUCAAGGGUAUGCAUAUACGAAAAGCCACCAAGUAUCUGAAGGAUGUCACCUUAAAGAAACAAUGUGUACCAUUCCGACGUUAUAAUGGUGGAGUUGGUAGGUGUGCCCAGGCCAAACAGUGGGGCUGGACACAGGGUCGGUGGCCCAAAAAGAGUGCUGAAUUUUUGCUGCAUAUGCUUAAAAAUGCAGAGAGUAAUGCUGAACUUAAGGGUUUAGAUGUAGAUUCUCUGGUCAUUGAGCAUAUCCAAGUGAACAAAGCACCCAAGAUGCGUCGCCGAACUUACAGAGCUCAUGGUCGCAUUAACCCAUACAUGAGCUCCCCCUGCCACAUUGAGAUGAUCCUUACUGAAAAGGAACAGAUUGUUCCCAAACCAGAAGAAGAGGUAGCACAGAAGAAAAAGAUAUCCCAGAAGAAACUGAAGAAACAAAAACUUAUGGCACGGGAAUAGAUGCAACAUAAAAUAAAUGCAAAUAACAGUAAAAGGAUAUUGGUUGUCUUUAUUAGCAAAGCUGGCAUCAAGUGACUUCACAAGGUGGAUCAAAUGACUUUUCUUAGAAUUAGAGAUACACAAACUUUUUUUAUAAUAAUAAAAAAGAAUUAGAGACGCAGAUUACUAU